This is a messenger RNA of Oryctolagus cuniculus (rabbit), 3640 nucleotides long. It is a transcript of the gene ZSWIM9, whose product is annotated as zinc finger SWIM-type containing 9. NCBI's taxonomy places the organism in Eukaryota, Metazoa, Chordata, Mammalia, Lagomorpha, Leporidae. Gene Ontology annotation, molecular function: zinc ion binding. The record is from RefSeq and is a predicted model, not a curated record.
GGGGAGCGGAGAGGCGCAGCUGGGUGGGGCGGCGGGGCUGGGAGGGGCCGCGGCGAGCGGGGCUGAGAGGGCUUGGGGAAGCGGGAGCCGGCGGGCCCGAGCUGCAGCGGGUGGGAGGGCGUGGGGGCAGCGGCUGGGGGUGAAGAAGCCCACGCGAGGACCGAGGGCCAUGUCUAGAAAGAAGAGGCACGUUGAGGGGGAUGGUGGCGGCGGCGGCCGCUGGAGCUGGGGGCCGCGUCUCGGAAGGAGGUGGAGCAGCGAUGGACCUCGGUGACACUUUUGAGUUGGACGAGCCACGAGUGGGGCUCGCACCUGUAGGCAGAGGCUCCGUGGCCGACCGCGGGGCGCGCACCUGGAGAUGGGAGCGCCCUGGGGCAGCGGGAGCCGCAGGGGUUGCCCGUGGAGGAGUUGGGGGCGGCAGCCGCGCCUGGGAGACCACAGCUGGGGCGGAGCCGCGGCAGGCCCCAGGAUGGAGCCGCUGCCGGAGCCCCCUCCCCGCGCAGCGGCGGCGGCGGGGCAGGAGGAGCAGGAGCUGCUGGAGCGGGCCUUCUUCUCCUGGGCCGAGUUCAGCCGCUUCUUCGACGCGUGGUGCCAGCAGCGGCUGGUGGUGUUCUCUGUCAAGAGCUCCACGCACGUGGCGCGCAGCCCCUGGGCCAGCGCGCCGCCGCUCUACCGGCUCAUCGACGUGCUCAAGUACAGCUACGUGCGGCUGGUGUGCAAGGACAUGCGCGCGCCCGGCCAGCCCGCCUUGGCCCCCCAGCCCAGCUGCCCGGCCUUCAUCACCGUGAAGCUGAGCCCGCUGCGGGACCGCCUGGUGGUGUCCGAGUGCCAGCUGACCCACUCACACCCGGCCUGCCCGCUUGACUUCGCCUACCACUUCCGCCCGGGGCACCUGCUGGCCAACGCCUGCCUGCCCGUACGCUUCACCAACAAGAUCUCCAAGCAGUUCGUGGCCCCGGCCGACGUGCGUCGCCUGCUCUCGCACUGCAAGGGCCCGGACCACGGCGUCCUGGACGCCCUGCACGUGCUCGAGGGGCUCUUCCGCACCGACCCCGAGGCCAAGGUGAAGCUGGUGUUCGUGGAGGACCAGGCCAUGGUGGAGACCGUGUUCUUCCUGACGUCGCGUACCCGGGCGCUGCUGCGGCGCUUCCCGCGCAUGCUGCUGGUGGACCGGCUGCCGGGCCUGCAGGGCGCGCUGGACCUGCUGGCCGUGCUGUGCGUGGACGGCGCGGGGCGCGCGCGCCAGGCCGCCUGCUGCGUGGCGCGCCCGGGCACGCCGAGCCUGCUGCGCUUCGUGCUGGUGUCGCUGCUGCAGAGCGCGCCCGACGUCAAGGGCCGCGUGCGUUGCCUCACGGCCGGGCCCGAGGUGGCGGCGCAGCUGCGGGCCGUGCGCCAGCUGCUGCCAGGCGCGCGCGUGCAGAUCUGCCGCGCGCAGGGCCUCGAGACGCUCUUCAGCAAGGCGCAGGAGCUGGGCGGCGCGGGCCGCGAGGACCCGGGGCUGUGGCCGCGCCUGUGCCGCCUGGCCGGCGCCGCCUCGCCCGCCGCCUACGCCGAGGCAUUGGCCGAGCUGCGCGCCCACGGCCCCGACGCCUUUGUCCAGUACUUCGAACGCAACUGGGCGCCGCGGCGCGACAUGUGGGUGCGCUUCCGCGCCUUCGAGGCGGCCCGCGACCUGGAUGCGUGCGCUCUGGUGCGCGGCCACCGCCGGCGGCUGCUGCGCCGCCUGAGCCCGUCGCGCGGAGUGGCGCAGUGUCUCCGAGACCUGGUGGCCAUGCAGUGGGCCGAUGCGGCUGGGGAGGCGGCGCCCGAGGGCCCCGACGGCGGGGGCGCAUGGCUCGGGGCCGAGCCGGGGAGGGGGCCCCAGGUGGAGAAGGAGAGGGGGAGGGUCCCGGAGACCGGUGACCGGACAGGGGCGACGACGACGGAAGGGAGCAUUUGGAGGGGGCCGCAAUUGCAGGAGUGGCCAAGGGGACUGGAGACCAGGGGCUGGGGCGGGGUCCAGCUGGAACGUGAGAAGGGGCGGGGCCUGCAGGUGAGGGAUUGGAGAGGUGGGCAGCUGGGGAGCCAGAAGGGGAGGGGGCUGGAGGGGAGCGUGUGGAGAGGGUCCCAGCUGGACAGAGAGCACUUGAGAGGGCCAGAGGUCAGAGACUGGAGGGGUGGCCAGUGGGAAGGCGGACUGAAAACCAGAGGCUGGAAGGGGCCCCAGGGGGGAGUGGAGAACCACAAGGGGCUGGAGGGCCUGGGCUGGAGGGGGGCGCAUUUGGAGAAGCCCCUGGCAUCGCUCCCUGAGAACGGGGACCAAAGGGCGCCCCCUUGGGGCGAUGACGGGGGACGAGCGCCGGAGACUGCAGAGGAGAGAGGGGCGAGGUGGGCGGUGAAGAGGAGGCAGGGCCUGGAGGACGUCGUUCUGGUCCGGCUUGGGGACGUGAGGGUCGCCGCAGCGGAGGACGGAGGCGGGGUGCCCCGGUGCGUGGGCGCCCAGAGCAGGGCAGGGCAAGGGCUGGAGUGGGGGGACGCCGGAGGGCGGUGUCUGGGGCCAGGGCUUGGAGCCACGUGCGGCACCGCGGAGCCGGGGACUCUGUUGGAAGUCGAUCCGGACGGGGCAGCCCCCAGAAGCGAGGGCCCGGCCUCUGCAGAGAGCCCGCAGGAAGGGGGUGAAGGAGAAGCCCCUCGGGAUCCCAAGAGGCUUUGCUGCCGCUCCAGAGCGGAAGAGGAAGAAGUGGACUGGGAGCCCCUGGCCAAAUUCCGAGCCGCCUGCGGGCCGGAGCUGGCAGACCUGGUGGCCGAGGAGCUGGCUUUUGCCAGGCAGCACGGGACCAGGGAUUUCCACUGGACAGGAGCUGGCUUUGCCCUAAAGGACGGCAACUCAGACUUCUUCCUGGACGGGGCCCUGACUCGCUGUAGCUGCUCCAUCCACGCGGCCCGCCACCUGCCUUGCAGACACGUCUUCGCCGCGCGCCUCCUCACCGGGGCAGCCUUGUUCCACGUGGACCUGCUCAGGGACUGCUAGUCAGAGCCCCGGAGCCCCUGCCCGCCACCAUCCACUGUGAAGGGGGCGAGGCAUUCUUCGAUCCCAAAGAUAAAAGAAAAACCGGGCUAAGGCCACGCCCCUCUGGCCACCCCCCUGGGAUCACCCAGGGACCUCACUGUGGUCCGAGGGGAAACCGACAGUGUUUAUUAGGUCUUGGAUAAGGCGCUGCUGGCCAGGGUGGGCUUGGGGGCUUCCCUCGGCAGAGGAAAUGUGGAGUGAGAGGUGCACAGAGGCAAGGAAGGCACAGAGCGGGGGGGUGGGGCAGGGGGGGACAGCAGGAUAUGGAGGGAGUCUGGCGGGAGUGGCCUGCUCAGUCCGGGAGGGCUGGGGGGCGGGGAGGGGGGAGAAAGCCAGGGAGAGCAGAUUGUGCAAGAAGAGGGGGUGGAGACAGGGAUGCAGGAGAGAGCAGGCAGGGGCUGGGGGAUGCGAGAAGAAAGGAGGGCGGGGGCUGGGGGGCUUCUCCCCAGACCCAGAGACUUGGCCCCUUUGGCAGGCGGGUUGGUGGUGCCCGGAGGAGUAGGAGCGGGCACUGCCGUGUGGUGGGCUGGGCUGGAGACUUGGGCUUGGAUUGCUGAACUUCCAGGUUGGAAUAAAACAGUGUUAUUUUGG